AUGAGACAUCACGGUCGGCCGUACAGCAUUCACCAUGCACUGCGAGCCGUCCUCCAAGAGAUACACCCGACCUCUCACACGACCCCUCACCUCUCUCAGCGUAGAGAGUUUCACGACUACUUCGUAACCCAUCUGCCCUCGUCCUCCAUGGCACCCGAUCGCAAUCAUCCAUCGCACCACAAACUCCCUCGAUCCGACUCCUCUCCGCACUCGGGCCCGACGGGUCGUAGCAAUCAGCUGCCCAGUGUCAACCGAGACACCACUAUAGUGAGAAUACCGCUGAAACGCGCCAAGCAUCACUUUGGGGCGCUCAACAGCAGAGGAAGUAGGCCGUACAACGAGGACGCCUAUCAGGCUGGGACUGUCGAGAUACCAGCGUUUGCACAGAGACAGCCCGUGAGCGUCAGCCGUCGGCCCCAUACAGUUCAAAAUGUUGGAUCUACGCGGGACACUGGCGAUCCGCAGGUCUUCUACUUCGGUGUCUUCGACGGCCAUGGAGGGAGCGAAUGUGCGGAAUUCCUCAGAGAUAGACUGCAUGGCUAUAUUGAGGAAGCUGCGUUGCUCUUUGGCAUGGAGAGUACUCUGCGGGCGGGAAAUGGGGGCGUAGAUGGACCGAACUCGAGCGGAGAUACCAUGGGUGAGCAUGAUCCAGGAGAUUUGCAAAGAGAUCUGGUCAGCUCCUGGAAGGAUACCGUUGGGGGCUACUUCAAGCGAUUCCGCCCUGAACACUUCCCAGCCAUAGCUAGGGACCACUCAGAGUCUGCAACGCAAGAUGCCAAAUCAAUUGAGACAGUUCUGACGUAUGCCUUCCUGAAGGCUGAUCUGGACUUCACUACCGCACAAGCGACAAAACACAACGCUGGAGCUGAGGGCGACACCGGUACACCGUCUUCUAUGAACGACCCGGUCCUGGACGACAAACCUCUUAAUGAGGGUGACAUGCUCUUCCAUCCCGAGCGGCCUGCUUCCCAGAACCUCAGCAAGAGACCUCCUUCAAAAGGUUCUUCCCCUGAUUUAGACAGUCCGAUCGGAGGCAGCACACGCUUCAAGGGAGGCUCCACGGCCUCUAUCGCCUUAGUCUCCACGCCUACUCCCACUCCGUUCUGGCAUCCCAACAGCCCUAGCACCAUGGUCAUUGCACACGUUGGCGACACGCGAAUCCUGCUGUGCCGAACCUCAAAUGGUGCAGCUGUGCCACUUACCGCCGACCAUCACCCUUCCUUACCUACCGAGCAGAGGCGAAUGCGUAGGUACGCUGCUUCUUUCGUCACGGACAGCUUUGGUGAAGAACGAGUGCUCGGACUAGCAAAUACUCGAGCGUUUGGCGACAUUGGCAGCAAGCGCAUCGGGGUGUCCGCUGAGCCACAGCUCACGACUGUCCAAAUUCCGCCGGCUGGCUACGCCUUUCUUGUUCUGGUCUCUGAUGGCGUCUCUGGGCAUCUGGAAGACCAAGAAAUAGUCGACAUCGUCAAAGAGGCAAAGACUCCGGAGUUGGCUGCUCAGGACCUGGUGAGUUUCGCGGUCGAGACCUCUCAGGAUGCCGAUAAUGCAACCGCCUUGGUCGUUAGACUUGGUGGAUGGGAGCGAAGGAGUGAAGGAGGCGGAGGAAGCUUGCGCACGAAGGAAAGACGAGACUUCCGACGACAAGAAGCCAGUGAUCCUAGGUCACGACGACACUAG
Molecule: messenger RNA, 1680 nt
Organism: Lecanosticta acicola
Lineage: Eukaryota; Fungi; Ascomycota; Dothideomycetes; Mycosphaerellales; Mycosphaerellaceae
Source: the annotation of a GenBank genome assembly